AUGACGGCUCUACCCGAAACACACCUAUUACCGUCGGAGCCUCCAAACACAUCCACACCAGAAAUCUUACCAGUAACAACAGCACAACCAAACACCAAUAUCGCCUUUCCUCUAACGUUAGCUCCGAAACAGCGACGUUGUCUGAGUGUUCGUUUAGCCGAAGUCGGCGACCACCAUGGCAUCUCGCGGCUCCAUAACUAUCUGUCGUGCAGGUGGCGAAUUUCAAAGGAAUCCUCCAGAACCUCCAAAGCCAUGACUGUAACGAAUCUCGUGAACGGAAUCGAGGAUUUUGGUAAGGGUAACUACCGAAGAGAAUCCAUAAUCUCUUCCAUCUGGUUGGCUGCAGAAAAAAUAUGUCUUGACUCUGAAGAAUGA
Molecule: messenger RNA, 375 nt
Organism: Vicia faba (fava bean)
Lineage: Eukaryota; Viridiplantae; Streptophyta; Magnoliopsida; Fabales; Fabaceae
Source: the annotation of a GenBank genome assembly